CCCGUUUGCAACUCUAAUCAAUAUGCGGGUGACCUAAGCGGCCUCGCCGUGACACGGAGCAAGGCGAGCCGAUCGAGGCUCCAAAAUGGGGAAGAGAAACUCCAUGUUGACUCUGUUAAAAUGCGACCUCUGCUGCAUGUUUUCAACCAAGAAUGCCUACAUCUUCAAGCGCCACAAGAUCCGCUGUAAGCGGGAGAGGUACACCGAGGCCCACACCCCAAAUCAAAGACCAGACAAGGUGAAACUAAAACUAUCAGGAGCCUCUUUAUUUGCAUCAGCAUCAACAUCUAAAUUACCAAAGCUUGAACUACAAAACAGCGAUCCAAGUUCUCCAGCAGACGAGUCCCUGGAAUUACCCGAGGGAUCAAGUGACGGUAAUUUUAAGGCUGAAGAAGUACCACCUUCAGCUGAUUCAUCAACAGAAAUCUAUCGUAAAGGAAAUGUUUACUGUAGAACAUAUCGCUGUCCCGAGUGCACCUAUUGGACCAAUAAAUCCAAGACAUUUCUGUACCAUCUCAUCAACACACAUAACAAGAACCUCAGCAUCUUUGUAUGCAGCUUCUGCGAGUACUCCUGUAAGCAUCGUCACAAGGUGCAGCGCCAUCUCAAGUUGGUUCAUCGAUACAACAUCCACAUCGACGACGUCAAGAUUGAGUACCAAAACGAAGCCUCAGCUGCCAACUUCAAGAGCAAGUCUCCAAAACUGCCUGCAGUAAGCCCUAUUAAAAACAUUGCUCCACUGAAGGUGAAGAUCGCCCUGACGACUACGGCCGGUCGACAGGCAGCCCGCGGUAAAGAUAUCCUACCCGUCGGGUACGAGAACCACAUAGUAGAGCUGACAUCGGGAGGCAAGAAACUCUUCAAGUGCAAAUACUGUUUGUUCAACAACGCUGACAAGUAUCGCGUGUCGAAGCAUGUGCAAUGCAUACACAUCAAUGCCAAGACCUACAAGUGUAACAUCUGCGCGUUCACUACGGUGAAGAAAAAGGACUACUAUACCCACAAAUCGACCCACAGUGGCAAGGCUGCGUAUGUGUGUGAUGAGUGUGACUACACCUCAGACUUCAAGCCUAACCUGGACCGACACCGACUCAAUCAUACCAACAGUUACAACAUCAAGUGUAAGUUCUGUACUUACUCGUGCGACCACGAAGGCACUGUCAAGCGCCAUAUGGCCAACAAUCACACCAACAGUGCAGAAAACGUGUCCCUGAUUUUCCCCGACGCCGACACCUCCGUCGAGUCGACCAUUGAUGAAGCUCCUCCCCAUGGGUUGAAGCCUGCCGUAGCCUCACCAAACAUGGGUAAAGUAAAAAGUCCAAACUCAUCGGCGAAUAUAUCAGACACUGACUUUGGUGGAGAGGGAAUUCCGAGCCUUCAAACUGUGGAGGGAAGCUUCUUCUGUCCUCUCUGUGGGCUUAAGUACAAAAGGUCUUCUGACCUGAACCGCCACAUGAAAUUAAAGCACAAGAUGACUGUGAAGCAAUAUCUGCGUGAUGUGGACUUGUACAGGAACAGCACGCCGGUAGUCGUCUCUAACCAGGUAGAGCUGGAGGUGGAACAGCCACAUGAGGAGGAGGAGGAGGAGGAGGUGGCAGGCGAUGGUCCAUUGGACCUGUCUGUGUCCUCAAAGGAUCUGGAUGAAAUCAUGGACAAAGACAGUCUCAAAUGCUGUUACUGUACAUACCAAGCUAAGUGGCCCAGCGACCUUCAACGUCACAUGGUUGUGCACACAGUAGAGAAACGCUACAAGUGUCCACACUGCAACAAACAGUACAAGUAUGUGGGGGACCUCAACGUCCACCUCAGGAGGGAUCACAAAAAAGAACCUGGCUCUGUCAAGCAUGUCAAGGUUCCCACCAUUCCAAACCGCAAGUCCUCGCCGGCCAUAUUUAAAUGUCCGUCUUGUUCGUUCACCUCUCCUUGGAAGUCGGAGGUCGACAGACACUCGAAGCUCCAUAAAGGUGACAAACCCUUCUGCUGCAAGCACUGUACGUACCAGACACACUGGAAAGGCGACAUUCGCAGACACAUGUAUAAACAUCACCCAGCUGUCAUGGUUGAUGAUGUUAUACUGGAUGAGGUCAUCACCAUCCUAGCAGAUAAGUUACCGGGAAAGGACAAGGAGGUCGCAGAACCACUUGAUGAAGAGAAGAUGGAGGUGGAAAGCAUUUCUAGUCAUGACACGGACCAUAUGUUUGAUGGCGAGGAUGAAGAUGAAAGUGAUUCGGAAUCGUCACCGAUGAAGGCGUCUCCCUCAGGUUUGUUCAGGUGUAAUUACUGUGACUUUGUCACCAAUGCCCAAUCCAAGCUCAAGGCUCACGAAUCGACCCACACCAACCUGAAGCAAUACAUGUGUCCAGUGUGUGGGCGACGGGCCAACUGGAAGUGGGACAUCAGGAAACACAUCCGAAAAGACCACCACAACAGUCCGCUGGAUGUGGUCAAGCUAAGCCGCCAGGAAGCUGAGGCUACCAUACAGACCUAUAUGGACACCAUGCCAGUGGUCCGACGGGAACACCACCUCAAUGUUCCCGCUUCCACCGAAGAGGAACCCGGCAAACCGGGCAACAGCUUUGUCUGCAGUGCCUGCGACUUCAACUCUAGCACUCGGGUCGCUGUGAGUAGGCACAUUCGAAACUCACACAGUGGCUUGAAUGUAGAUAUCAUCUGUCUGGUUGAAGAAGAUGUGGACGACGAGGUCCAGAUAAAAAUUCCACGCAUGAGUUUACCCUCUGUACAUGAGCCCAGGAUGUCUACUCCAAUAGCAGCUGCCAACAUUCCCACACGCAAUCUUCCACCAUUCUAUAUUGCUGAACAAGGAGAUAAGGACAAGCCGUACAAAUGUGUUGAAUGUGGAAAAACUGGUAAUAUUAAAGCAGACAUUCGAAAGCAUUAUCAUUACAGGCAUCCAAACCAACCAAUCAGAAUCUGGUACACUGAUGAGAGCGGUACCAAGAUGCUUCCGGAGGAACCACCCAUACCACUUAACAACAAGAGGAAGCUGUCGGCAUCCUCCAUCUCCAGCAUGCUGGAGCAUGAAAGGACCCCCAGCAAGAAUAUGUCAAAUACCACAGAGGCCACGCCAGAGAAAGAGGCCCUGGAGGUGUCGCACAACCGAGUGUCUGCAGCUAGCCUUAUCAAGCCGUUUAUGUGUGGUGACUGUGGGAAGCGCAGUGCCACGAAGGCAGAUAUAAAGAAACACUACAACUACAUCCAUCCGGGAGCAGAGGUUAAAGUGGUGUACCAAGAAAAUCCAAACUCGCCUUAUGAUCGAUUCAAGAGUAACUGUAACAGCAGUCAGACCACACCUGCCUCAUCGCCUGCAAAGAGUCCUUCACCUGCCAAACGCGCAUCCCAUAGUUAUCCAGGGGGUCUGCCAAUCGCCUCAGCAGAUCCAAAAGUAUUCGGCUACUGUAAGCCAUUCCAGUGCUCGGACUGUGGACGACGAUCAAACUGGAAGUGGGACCUCAACAAACACAUUAGAAUGAAACAUCCAGGCAGCACGACAGCCCACAUGAUCGCACUAACUGAGGAAGAGGCCCGAGGAUCCCACGACGAGUACAUGGCUCAGUUCAGCCAAACCACUCAUGUUUCCAGUGCUUACAAAAAGGCCGUAAAGCUGGAGGCAGAGAAAGCUCCGGAGAUAAACAACCCUCAAAGUGUACCAAGUAAGGGAGUCUACAAGCAAUUCAAGUGCUCUGGGUGUCCCUACCGAUCUAACUGGCGCAGUGAUAUCCUUCGGCACACAAAACGCAAACACGGUGGGCGCUCCAGGCUGGUCGUCAUGGAUACGGAGGAGGCUAAAGUUUCACUAAUGGAGUACAACUAUAAUCCGAGGAAAAAGAGGGAAGGAGAUCAAAUUCCUCAGUCGAAGCAUAGCAGUGGCCUGACAAACAUAUGGAAGUGUGGGAAAUGUCCGUUCAAAAACCGUGACCGAACAGUCGUAAUCAACCAUCUUAGCAUGCACAGUGUGAAGGCCUACAAAUGUUCCAUCUGUAACUAUGCGACCAACUAUCGCAGCUCUGCUUGUCGACACAUUCGGGUCAGGCAUCACAGUGAAAAUUUAUCCCUCUGUAGGUCUGCCAUCAAAUGUGUGAAACAAGGCAAGGACGGACAGGUCCUGGAGCCAGUCGAAAACGUAGAAAAGGAGGACUUCGACUGGAAGGACGCUGAACCAGACAACUUUUAUGACAUGUUCAAGUGUAAGCUUUGUGGGUUUCAGUCCAGCUGGCGAUCCUGCGUCACCAGACAUCUGCGCGAGAAACACAAGGGCGGAGGAAGCAAGGGUAAGGUGCUCAGGGUCCGAAAGUAUCUCAAGGAUGAACAUAAAUCCAACAAAGAGGUUCGCAUCGCAGACCGGCGGUUCAAGUGUGAGGUGUGUCCCUAUCGCACUGACAAGUCUAACCUUCUGCAGUUCCACAUGAGCUGCCAUACGGCCCAGCCAAAUGCACAACAGGUCAAGUGUCCUUAUUGCCCCUACUUUGUCGUGGCCCAGCGGCUCCUCCGUCAGCACAUUAAGCUCCAUGAAGGAAACGUUUAUCCGGAAACCGCUACUAGUACCAAGGAGGUUGUGUUCUCGGCUCCCACAACGCCUGUCAAGUCUAAUGUUGUGCCUAGCAUUUCUACCACUCCGAAACGUCACCGAUGUGAGAAAUGUCCGUACACAAGUAACAGCAAGAACGACUACCUGUACCACAAGCAGUUCCACAAGCCCAAGGAGAACGCCGAAUUCAAAUGCCAUUUGUGCGACUAUUGGGUAACCCACAGGCGCCUGCUGAAGCAGCACAUGAAGGUGCACGAGAUCUACCAUGCUUCACCUGCGGCCAAGAGCACCAACAGCUCGGUUCAGUCCUCACCCUGCAAGUCUGACUUCUCCGAGUCCAGCAGUAUCUACGACAUGGUUCAACUUGCCAACUACAAACAGAAAGUCAUUGCCUCGAAGAUAAUGCCCAGUAUUUCCCAGAAACCUCUGAUGUCUCCUAUGAAGAUAGCUUGCUCCGUUGGUAACAAGCCAGGCUAUGUGUUCAGGAACGGUGUCUACAAGAAGCUGCAGAAGUGCAAAAAGUGUCCGUACAUGACUGUUCGUCUCAGGAAUCUGAAGCUGCAUGAGAUGAUGCAUAAUGUGCGGGUAUCGAGGGCCCCCAUGCUGAAAUGUCCCCACUGUGACUACUACGUGGGGUCCAAGGGCUUGAUUUCCCACCACCUCAAAGUGCACCAGCCCGGCUACAUGGCAGAUUUCUCUGACACUACCAUAUCAGACCUCGAGGCCAUGGAGGGUGGAGGUGCCGACGAGGAUGUGGAUGACAAGUCGGACAUUGUCGACAUCCCGUACGAGAGCAAAGUUGACACACUUUACGAGAUAGCCAGGUUCAAGAAAUACAGCUGUGAAAAAUGUCCUUACGCUAGCGCCAAGAGAUCACACUAUGAACACCAUGUGGAGCUUCAUGGCAGCAAGCAGCGAUGUGGUUGUCGUUACUGUGACUACAGCGUGCCCUCACAGAACCUAUUGGCCCAGCACGAGAAACUGCAUAGAACUCCCAACCAGAAUCUCAUGGUUGCCCAGUCUUUGUCAAAUCUCCUGCAGCUCCCUGAGGUCCCCGCAGAUGUGGCUCUGGCCAGCGCUCUGCCGCCUCUGGACACCAAGGAAUCCUUCACAGUCAAUGUCACCCACGAUCAUCUCGAGCUGUUUGAGAACUCGUCUGAAGCAGAUUCUGAACCUAAGAAGCUGUAUCGGUGUGAUCGAUGUCCCUAUGCCAAUGUCAGACGUGAUCACCUGCUGUCUCACCUCAAGUUCCACAUGAUCCGCAGUGACCUUGCCUGUCCCUACUGUGAUUACACAGCGGCCAAACAACACCUACUCACUCAGCACAUCAAGGUCCACUUCUCUCCCUUGCCGGAACUCUCCAACUGGCUGGCUCAGAAUGGACAGAUGGAUCGAAUGAAGCAAUCCAAGGAACCAGACAUCACGGAGGCCCUGUACGUGGCUCAGUUACUGCAGGGAGAAAUCAAAAAGGAGGCUAGUAGGAAAAGUAUGGAAGUCGAACUCUCCAAGAGUGAGGUAGUAGAGAAAAUGAGUUCUGCAGAGUGUAGUUUGACAGACAUUCCCUCCAGUAGUUCUGACUGUCAGAUGUCAACAACAGAACCUGUAGCGGUUAAUCCAGCAUCAGAAUCGUCGGCCAAAACUCAAAUUGAAGGUGAGGCAGAAGUAAAAACUCCCACUGAAGAUGAAAUAUCUGCUUCAGGAAAACCUGCAAGCGACGAUGGCCCUGAAGCGGAGACUUCAGAGACUGAGUUACCUGGUGUAGUACCAGUCAAUGGUGGCCCUAUGGCAGUUGACCCUUCCUCCGAGGCUCAAGUACCUGUUGCCAUCCAAACACCUGCAGUGAAUGGAGUACCAGAAGCAGUCAGCCUUCCCAUAGAGAACGGUGCGCCAUCUGUUGAGAAGAGUCAGACAGAGUCGGGAAUACUGGCCGACCCAGCCGCGGAGAGUCAGGUCGCCGAGGUUACACAGGAGGAGGUCAAGGAGCCUAGUAAAGAUGACGGCUACAUCUGUCAGUACUGCGACCGGGAAUUCAGUGCGUCUGACCUGCUCGUCAUGCAUGAGAUGCAGCAUCUGAUUGGAAACAACUUCAAGGACUACAUGGUGGAAGGUCAUUUUCAGACCAAGACUGAAAAUUCAGAAGCAAUGACAAAUGGUGACAGCGAAAAUGUUGAGGAAAAGGGCAGGAUUGAAGAAGAAACGAUAAAGGAUGUUGUGGUCCAAAAUGGAGAAGAAAAGUGUUCUCAAAACGGAGAAACGCCUGUAACGCCCGUACAAAAUGGAGUGAAGGAUAAAGUGACUGAGACACCAAAAGAAAGUGAGGGGUCUGGACUGGGUGAGGGAACAGACAACCAUCUCAUAGAGGAAAAACCGAUGGAAACUGACCAGUAGUAUUCUUAUACACUGUAGUGUAAAUUUGCAACAGUAUUUAUUUCAAACUGUUCAUAUUUUCUGUCUUCACGCCAAUGAGACGGAUGUGAGUGUAAAUAUAGUACUGGAAGCCAAGUCUUGAUGCUUUGCUAGAUUCAUGCACCAAACACAUUCAGGAAUAAGGGAAACCAUUGCCUUCAUGUUAUAAGCUUGUGCAGUGCCAAUAUUUUUGACAGUUUUAGCAAAAUUGUGGUGCGACGCCUGUUACAAUCCCGUGCUGUGAAAGUUCUCCAAACAUUGAGUCUGUGGAACAGCCAACAGAGGGAACAAAUCAACAGCAAGUUAUGAAUGCUUAUUUUCAGUGAUACCUCUUCAAAAGAGGAUUUUAAUAUAUGGAAAAAAAUCAUAGCUUUAAUGCAAUACUGUAGACAGGGAAAUUUUCACUGCAGUUCAAUUUUUGCAGGUUUUCGCCCGCUGUAAUGAGGGCGAAUUCGUCGUUACAGCGAACAUUUGUAAACAACAUAUUUAAUAUACAUAGUAAUUAAAUGUGAAGGGCAAAUUUAACAUUCGGCAAAAAUCGAUUUUACUGUCAAGGUGGAAAAUUCUACUUGGCGAAAAAUUUCUCGGUGUUCAGUAUCACUUCUCACUUGUGUUGUGAUAAAUAUUUGUGAGAUGAACAAAUGCUGAGGAAAUUACGCGAAAAACUAAAUAUCUCGCGAAACCAGUGAUUUACCGCCUUGGAAAUAAAGAGCUUGAGCCGAUGCAAAUUGUGACCUGCUGUGUGGACACAGCCGUCUGUGACAUUCUUGUAGUUCGUAUUAUUUACAUGUACACUCCUCGAAGGAACUUCAAUACCUGAAGUGAUAGAGUUAUCAACUGGCUGAUGUCAAGCUCUUUGUUGACCUGAAAUGCUUGAAGCAUUAUCAGGUUUUUCUCCCGUCAGGAUGUAUGAAUUAAAGACUGUACAAAGCUGGACUAACAUCUGUUAAUUGAUUGCUUGGUCUGUGAGACUGUGAUGUGUGGUUGGGGAUGCAUGGGUUAUGGUGCCUGUUUUACGAUGCAUGGUCUAGUCUGUUAAUAUGUGAUUUGAAUGGUGCAGUGCGUUAUAUUCUGUUGUUAAAAGAUAAAAUCUGACAUGUCAAAAAAUGUACAGUAAUUUUACAAGGAAGCUUCAGACAUGUGUUAUCUUCUGUUAUUGAAGACAAAAUCUGACAUGUUUAAAAAUGUACAGUAGUUUUACAAGGAAGCUUCAGACAUGUGUUAUCUUCUGUUAUUAAAGACAAAAUCUGACAUGGUCAAAAAUGUACAGUAGUUUUACAAGGAAGCUUCAGACAUGUGUUAUCUUCUGUUAUUAAAGACAAAAUCUGACAUGUUUAAAAAUGUACCGCAAGUAAUAUAAGGAAGCUUCGGAAAUUGACCGCUGACCGGUUCAGGUCAAAACUAGUGAUCUAAAGUGUGUGUUGGAUACAAUGUAAUUUGGGGCCUUAUCAUUAUACAGUUCAUGUUGUUGCUUAUACAACUCAGUAUCUUAUACAUUUUUUUAGAAAAAAACUUCAGAAACACUAAUUACACAGGAGGUAUUAUUAAACAAUCCUAUUUUAUUGAUUUGGGUGGUGCAAAUGACUUGUCCAGGCUAUUAAUGUAGAACGGAUUAUUUACGUGGGCUUAAUUUUUUUUUUGCAAUUUUGUCCAAAAUUAGAAAGUUAAACUCACAUGUUAUCUGUGAAUAUCUGUGACUUGCAAAAAAAACAGUGAUUUUAUAUUUAGUAUUUAUGAGAGUUAUGAUAAUUUGCCCUUUUUUUCAAUCAGUGCAAAAAAUAACUUUGGAAUAUUAUAAUUGUUAAAAUACAGUAUACAGUUACAAGUUUUCAUAAAAUAUAUUUGUAUACAGUACUGUAGAACUACAUAUUUCAGACAAUUUUGAAUCAUAAAUAGCUGAAGUGAAACUCGAGAGGCCAUGCUUACAAUUGAAAACUUCAUUUUGAUUUAAUUUCAAACGUUAAUUCAAAUUUAAUUUAAAAAGUUUAGUUAGAUUUUAUUUCAAAAGUUUA
Messenger RNA from Mizuhopecten yessoensis (Yesso scallop), 8964 nucleotides. RefSeq lists its product as uncharacterized. Gene Ontology annotation, biological process: regulation of gene expression. The transcript has 4 exons. The coding region runs from base 86 to 6934 and encodes 2282 amino acids. The record is from RefSeq and is a predicted model, not a curated record. Lineage: Eukaryota; Metazoa; Mollusca; Bivalvia; Pectinida; Pectinidae. Gene Ontology annotation, cellular component: nucleus.